Molecule: messenger RNA, 318 nt
Organism: Aplosporella prunicola CBS 121167
Lineage: Eukaryota; Fungi; Ascomycota; Dothideomycetes; Botryosphaeriales; Aplosporellaceae
Exons: 1
Molecular function (GO): protein binding
Source: RefSeq, a predicted model, not a curated record
CUCAUAGAUCUUGGUGCUGAUCUGGAAUUUUCGGCCUGCGAGCUCGGAACACCGCUUCAAGCCGCCGCACGCGGAAAACAAAAAAGCAUUGUAAACAUGCUCUUGGAGCAAGGAUGCAGUCCUAACACCCGAGGUGGUGUCCUGGGAACCCCUCUCCAGGCAGCUGCCUGGGUGGGUGAUAUUCCCAUUGUGAAGAUUCUCCUCGAUCAGUCGGCGGAUAUCAAUGCUAGUGGAGGCAUUUUUGACGACGCUCUCACUGCUGCUAUGGCGAAAAAGAACUCUGCCCUUGUAGAAAUCUUUCUUAGCAAUGGCGCUGAG